AUGACAUUCUACUCCUCGGCACCACCGCUGAGGGACUUCAGCGAAGCCAAGCCCACGCUGCUCGUGGCCUGGUGGACGACGUUGUUUUGCACUUGCCUGAUCUUGCUUCGUCUAGCGGGGCGUUAUAUUCGAGUCGAGAAGCUCUUUGUCGAGGACAGGAUCGCAGCCGGCGCGCUUAUACCACUUUACCUUCGCAUCGUGUGCGUUCACAUGGUCCUGCUGUACGGCACAAACAAUGCACAGCUCGAAGGAAGCGGACUAUCACCCGUGGAUCUCGACAAGAGAGUCACUGGAAGCCGCGUGGUGCUGGCAUCGCGAGUCUUUUACGCCGCGACACUAUGGACGCUCAAGUUUACCACGCUCGAGUUCCUGGGCCGCCUCGCAGGCGCAUCCAUGAAGAAGCUCUAUCAACGCCUCAUCAUCGCCUUGCGAGUCGUUCUCAUCGCCACCUUUGUCGCCGUUGUGGCCAGCGACCUAGCCGAGUGCCAGCCGUUUGCCAACUACUGGCAGGUCGUGCCGGACCCAGGGCCAAAAUGUCGCCAGGGCUUCUCCCAGCUCCUCACAAUGGGCGUCUCGAGCGCCGUUCUCGACGCCAUUCUCGUCAUUUUCCCGGUUCCCAUCAUCAUUUCGACUCGCAUCGCGACCAAGCGCAAAGUCCUGCUCGUCAUGCUUUUCUGCUUUGGCUUUCUUACUGUCGGCAUCACCGCCUACCGCCUCCCCGUAAUUAUUGAUCAGAAGGGCGACCAAAUCGCCCGCUCCAUGUGGGCUUCCAUCGAGCUGCUCGCCGCCACUACAGUCGCCAAUCUCGUGGCCUUGGGAUCCUUCCUACGAGACAGCGGCGUCAGGAAGACCAAGUUCCGGCCCCAGUACCAUAGCAGCGGCACGGGGUCGCGAUCACGGCAGAAGGGUCAGCCCUCGACCAGUAAUUGGUAUGAGACGGAGACGACGAGGCGCAAUAGGAGUGACAGCGACGACUGGGUGGACGAGGAACGUUCCAAUACGACCACUGACGUACGCGGCGACGCCCAGGCUCGUCAACACAGCGAAGGCAGGGGUGGUGGUGGUGGCGGUGGUGCCAGCCCAACAAACAGCCAUGACUCGCUCAUCCGGCAGGGAACCCAGGGCAUCUUCUCGCGAGGGACCACGGGAGAGGAGCCCAGACCUCCCAGCCCGGCUGUCGUGGCUGGGCAGCGAAGAUAG
Molecule: messenger RNA, 1200 nt
Organism: Purpureocillium takamizusanense
Lineage: Eukaryota; Fungi; Ascomycota; Sordariomycetes; Hypocreales; Ophiocordycipitaceae
Exons: 2
Coding region: 1-1200 (399 amino acids)
Source: RefSeq, a predicted model, not a curated record